This is a messenger RNA of Anopheles funestus (African malaria mosquito), 5916 nucleotides long. RefSeq lists its product as uncharacterized. Bases 712 to 4629 code for a protein of 1305 amino acids. The transcript is spliced from 7 exons. The record is from RefSeq and is a predicted model, not a curated record. NCBI's taxonomy places the organism in Eukaryota, Metazoa, Arthropoda, Insecta, Diptera, Culicidae. Gene Ontology annotation, molecular function: protein binding.
AAUCGUACCGUAUAUAAACGGGGUUCGUCAUUUCAAAACAAGUCAUUUUUUUAAAUUCUUCGUGAUUGAAGGACCGUGGUUAGCACGUGUCGUGUAAAGGUGCAACACAGCAAAACAGAAAACGGUGAUUAGAUAAGUGAAGAACAGGCGUAAAACAAAAGCAAAAAUCUAGUGGAAAUUAAAGCAAAAAAGCAAAACGAAAGAUAUUUGCGCACCAGAGUACAGGAGAUCGUACGUGAGUGUGUGCAGAUUCAAUGGAUUUGUACCUCGGGCCGGCCAUUACCAUCCAGCCACCGGCCUCUGCGAACGUGCGUCAAGUGACGAGUGUGUUCUGUGUGUGAGUGUACGAGUGAUGUUCAAUUACCGCAAGUGUCACGGCGCUGUCUUUUGGUGAAUCUGCUGCUGCUGCUGCUGUGCAUUGUUUAUUUCGGCUUUCCUAUCGAAAGGAUGAUGUCAUACGGUGUUCUUCGUGUGGUGUGAUUAUUUUACAAGCUUUUUUUUUGGUUGUUAAUAAUAAUUUGAUCGUGCUGAGUGUAUAUGCACCCGAGUGUUUCGCGAUAACAUUCUUAACUAAUCUGCACAAAACGUGCUUACUUUCGCUAAUUAAUUAAAACGUGUUUAGUUCACAACAACAUAGUUUAUGUUGUCGGUUAUAUAGAUUAGGCGUUAGGCGAACCCGGUUGACACAAGAAUCGUACCCAAAACAGAACAAUGGAAAACGAAUCCUGUUACGGAGGCGGUGAUAUUGCGGGUGCCAUUUUCGGCACACUGAUCGCCGUCAUACUCGUAGCAGUGUUGCUCUGGUGGCUCUACAAGAAGAACUACAUCCUUAAGCGUAAAGAUCCUCAGCUAGUAACGGAUGACCCGGAGGCGACAGCAAAGGGUGGUGAAUAUGCGUUCGACAACCCGGCAUUCAAAACGGACGGUGGUGCGAUGGCCAACAGUGCACCGAAUGGCAUCAGCAGUAGCACCUCCAACAAGACCGGUUCACCGCUCGAUCCAAGCUGGACCUCCAACAAGCAAAACACGAUCGAAAAGCGUAAAACCGUCGAUGACAGCUACGUGAAUAUGACAACACCACGGCUAGUUUCGCUGCGCGGUUCCGACUUUACCGGGCUCGGUGUGGAAGUGUACGGUGGGCUAAAGGAAGGCAUCUUCGUGAAGAAAGUUAUGCCCCAGGGUCCGGCCGCUGGUAUCGUAAAUACAGGUGAUCGAAUAACAAGCAUCACGAUAGACUUUCGACACAUCGUCCAGGAGGACGCGAUGACCAUCCUGAGCUACGCAUCACCGUACAACGUACAGCUCGAGCUAGUUAGUGGCACCAAACCGGUGUUACCACAAACCCAGAGCCCAAAGCCGGGCCAUCAGAGCCUCACGCAUCCACUGUACCGAUCGAGCAGCCAGUCGGAUCUGAACACGAUUGAACGCAACUCGCGCAAGAAACUCUUUCCGAGUGAAGAUGCAUCUCCACUAAAGAUGGACAACCGUGCCGCUAGUCCGGGCAAAUCACCACUCCCGACGGUACACAAGGAAAAUGAGCGGGAAACGAAAAAACACUCCUUCAAGCAGCAGAUGCGAGAAAUGAUCGAAGAAAAGUUCCAAACGAAACACGCGACCGAUGUUGAGCGGAAGGGAUCGGGUGCUGCGGCGGAUGAGGCGGGCAGCAAGAAGAGUGGCCACAAGUUCGGUAUCCGGGUGUUUCCACCGUCGGUAAAUGAUAAGCUGUUCGGUAGCAAGAGCCCCACGAAGAUACAGGCAGAUAAUGAAAACAAUAGCAAUAUUGAGAAGAAAGAAUCGGACGAUAAGAAGGAAGAAAGCCGCAGUACACCGCAACCACCAUCACCACCGGUGGUAAAGAAACGUACCAAGGCCGAUCACAAGCUAGUGCCAGAUGUGGUCGGUGGUCAGAUGAUGGCUCCGGAACCGACUGACUUUCAGCGCCAGAACAGCCUAACUUCGAGCGGUAUUCGUCGGGAUGCGGCAGGUAUACCGCAGGAGAUGCCAAGUUUCAUGAUGCAGGCAGCAAAUGCUGCCCGUGACAAUCGUAAAUCGACAACAGUGGUCACAUCCAGCACGGUCGAGGAUGGAAAACGUAAACCGAAAGCACCGCUCCGUCCACUACAGAAUGAAUCCGAACUGGACGAAAGCACGGUUACGAUGGAUACGAAUCUGAGCAGCAUUGAGGGUAGCAGGACGAUGCUGAACGGUAGUAUCGAUAUGCCGGACACACGCACCGUCCAUCCACGCAUGAACUUUUCCGACAACUUCGCCGAGGAGGUGCUAAACUGUACGAUCGACAGUAUCAACGGUAUCGAGCAGUUCCAUGAGACCGGACCGAGCUCGACACCGAAGAGUGACCGCAAGAAGUCAUCAUCGCUGACGGAGAGCGAACUUAUGAUGCGAUCCACCAGCCCGGGUACAGCUGAUAAUGAAUCGGAUGUCGAACAAGAGCAACGUAUUCGCCAACCUCCAACGCCACCACGCCGCGAAGGCAAUAAGAUUGAACUGAACGCCGACGACAUAACUGUCCAUCGUAGUUCACCGAGCCCUGCACCGGAUAACAGCAGCAUGGAGGGGAUGGAUGACGAACAGGAGGAAACCAACCGUCGCACAGCAAGCUUGGGCGAUCUAUCGAAGCUGGAACCAACUGGCAAAACGAACCAAACCGCCACAAACAGCAACACACUCGAACGUGCCCAAAGUCUCGAAAUAACCGGUGACGCAUCGGUGGUAACGGUCGUGAAUGGUUCCGCUGGUGGUGAACCGACCGGUACGGCUCUCGAUGGUGGCCGGAAGCGUAAAGUGUCUUCCGAGAUUAUACUGGACGGUGUUAUGAAGGAUACAAACGAUGGGCUGAGUUCGUUGCAGCGUCACCGUCUCAAGGGUGCAUCCGCUUGGGGUAAUCUCGAGGAUGCGUACAACUCCGGUGAACUGCUCUCGAACGGUAGCGGCGGUGGUGGUGGUGAUGGUAGUGCUACCGAGGAAGAAAAGCAAGAGGAACUGGUUACGGUAAAGCAGAACGGAUACACCGAGCUAAGCUCGUACAAGCCAACGAUCAAUCAGGCGAUCAUUGUGGCGGAAGCACCGAAAACUCGUCCGGAGGUUAGCACCCUGCCCGACACCGAUCGGGAAGAACACAUUUCCCUGACGACGAUCAGUAUGAACUUUGUGCCGGAACAGGAACCGGACACAAACAUACCGGAUGAUGUGAAAGUGUCCCGCUAUCCGUUCGGUAGCCUUGAGCGUCCAAAGUCGGACGUACUGAAGAAGCUGCUCGGUCAGAAGGAAGAGCUAGAGAACACACCGUCCGUCUUCAUUUCGGCCGAUGGUGGUGAAAGUGUGGUAAGCACGAUUAAAAUCGAAAGCCAAACAGAGCGCCGAUCGGAUGUCGGUGAACCGAUCAGUCUGACGUUGAUCAAUCCGGUGGAAAGUGAUCGUACGGAAAGUGGUCAACCGUCGCCUGUUUUUACGAGUGGAACCAAUGGCGUUAGCAGCAUUAAUAUUUCCUCGAUGGAUUAUGGAAUCAUACCGACCACCGGGCCAAUUACACUGAACGGGGGAACAACGAAGUUUUCGCUCACCGCUGACAAUAUCGUUACCAUCUCGACAGCACUGGACGCCGGUACUAAUGGGACGGAAUCACAACCAUCCUCGAUCGUGAUGAUCGACGACGAAAAGCUCGACUUUAGUCUGCAAACGUUGGACGAUUUUGAUGAUCCGAUGGAUGCACCACCACCGAUGGAUUUCGCGUCGGACAGUGUAACGGUGGAGCACAACGUGGAACCCACCGAACCGGUUCCGGCGAAAAUACCGCUUGCUAAUGGUGUUCCACCUUCCGAACAGCCACCGCAACCACCCCAACGCAGCUCGAUUGCAUUGAGCCGACGUGAUAGUAACGGUGGACCCAUGACGAACGGCACGAGCGGUGGAUUCGUGACCGAAAUCACACUGAAAGCACCGGAACCGCCAACGGCCGCCGAACGAUUACCAGCACCGCAACAGAACGGAACCGGCCCGUCUUCUUCUCCGCCGGUGAUCGCUAGUAAGCCACCGAUCGUCACGAAGAAACCACCGAAACCGGAAGCGAAACCAACGACACCACCGUCCCGGAUACCGGUCGAACGGCGCAUGUCCAGCGAACACGGUACUGGCGGUGGUUCGCUGAUACCGCGCAAUACGGAAAUUAAGUUUAGUACGGCACCGUACGAAUCGUCACCGGUGGCCAGUACGAACAAAACGCCCACCCGCGGUGUCGAUCAGAUUCGGUCCACGUUCGAGCGUUCGAACUCGAAAACGGAAAUCCCCGUCCUGAUCCGACGUACCUCCAUCCCAUCGAUCAAUCUGUCCCCGUCCGCAUCCGCUACCGGUGGUUCGAUGAGUAACCUCAGCACCAAAGCCAGCCCAUCCCGCAUACCGGUGUUCAGCUCGAACGGUUCCAAGAUGAACGGUGGUUCACCACCACCAACAACCACACAAAAUGGUGGCCACACCAAUGGACUGUACCGCAGCAACAGCAACAGUACGAUCAUGAACAACAACAACAACAAUCAUCUGGUCAACAAUAGUAAGAUGUCGGUUAGCAUAACCUCAAUUAAAAACCAAUCCAAGCAUCCGAGUGGCAAGUUCUAGUAGAUACGACCCUUCUCUCCAUCACCUGCAGGGCAGUAAAUCCGUCCAGUGUACGUGUGUGUGUGUGUGUGUGUAUGCGCGCGAGUGUGUGUGUGAAUUUAGAAUUUAUUUGUUGUAUCUAUACUUGUAUGAAUGUGAAGAACUAUUACUACCAGAGAGCGGAUUAACCGUCCACCAUAUGAAUCCAUCUUUUUGUUACACACCAUGAAGGAGGAUGUCUGUAAAAGCUUCUACCAAGUAUUGGUACAGCGGGAACAUGAACCAUAUUAUAGUACCAUUUAGUGUGUUUUUUUUUCUUCUUCCUUUCUUUCUUUUGUACUACAACACACGUUGCUGUUGCUCUUUGUUCUUAACAUUUUGUUUGGCCAUAUUAUCACUUAUAUUGUAUCAUCCGACCCGGGAAUCCGGUUUUUUAUAGGAUUAAGAGCACUUUAAGACAUAUAUGGUAGGCUCGCUUUUUGUUUGAAUUCGAAACUACACGCAUUGUGUGUACGCCCCUUUGUAUCCCGGACAAAGAACAAUCAGAAGCUGAGCCAGUGGGGUGAUGUGUACUACCUUCAAACACAAUCGAGUAAAAUGAGUGUAUUUGCUAGUGUUUCUUAAGAGUUAUAUUUGCGAGAAAGGGGAGACAAAAUAAAAAACAUCGAAGAUAGGUGUAGAAACAACCAGAAGAAACUUCGGUUCGGUGGUUUAGGUUUAGCUUAGUAAAAAGUUUUGAAACUCACCACACCGGGCUGGUAAAAAGGAUGAACGGAAGAAGUAUCUUUACACAUUACACACCAUUUCAAUCACGUUUGUAAGAGAUGCUGCAAAAUUAAAAAAAAAAAACAAACACAGAGUUAUGUUAUUAUAUUAUAGUAGUAGAGGUUAGGUUUUAUUAUAAUUAUGGUAGUUAUUUUCAGAAUGAUCACCACUACCUAAUAACGUUGUUUGCAGGAAAAAAGCAUCAUUAAAGUUCAGCAUUUGGAGGUCAAACGGAGCUAGCCCGAUGGUUUAGCAACAUUUUCUACAAACAAACAAAAAACAAACGAAAGUGCAAUUUCAUUAGUAACGAAAGGAGAAAACAAAUAUUAUGCACAUACCAACCAAGAAGUAUCAAGUCUCAUCAAUACGGCAUCAGAACUAAAGUACCAGCAAUAUAAAAGAUUAUACCCUGUGUGUUGUGUGGGGAGGAAGAACGAUCAAUACUGUUCAUAUCUGCGUAUGCAAAAUAAUCAUUAAGAAUGUUCGACAUUUUAAGUAAAUGUUUAAAAACGUUAAAUAAAUUAAACUUGUAACAUAAACCAA